Molecule: messenger RNA, 1801 nt
Organism: Mycotypha africana
Lineage: Eukaryota; Fungi; Mucoromycota; Mucoromycetes; Mucorales; Mycotyphaceae
Product: pyridoxal phosphate-dependent transferase
Exons: 7
Coding region: 203-1672 (489 amino acids)
Biological process (GO): NAD+ biosynthetic process
Cellular component (GO): cytoplasm
Molecular function (GO): kynureninase activity; pyridoxal phosphate binding
Source: RefSeq, a predicted model, not a curated record
AGUCGUAAGGAAACAUCACCAUGGUAAGAAGGAUCAACGUACAGUCUAUAGAAUGGAAGCACUGACUUAUUACAUGUUAUCUUGCACUUUAAAGACAUGCGCAUAGGGUAUGCUGCAUUCCCCAGUGAUAACACAUGUCAAUAGUCAUCUUUUUUUUCUGUAGGGACAGUAAAAGAUAGCAACAUAGGGUCAUACUGUUGAUAUGAAACAAGGCAUGAUUCACUUUGCGCGCAGUGAUGAUCCGAAAAGUCGUUGGAGUUUCUCACAGUCCUUUCUUUUUUCUUUGUUCAAGCUUACUUUUUUUUUUCUUACUUUAGCAAUGGAUACAUUACCAUUGACAAGCCUUGCACUCGCCGAAUAUUAUGAUGCCAACGAUCCAUUUGCUGCAUUCCGUCAAGAAUUCAUGAUACCAACGCAUGGAACGUUAGCCAAACAACCCAACGCCAUAGAGAGCUCAAAAGUAGAUGAAGAAUGCAUCUAUUUAUGCGGCAACAGUCUUGGUUUAUUACCCAAAUGUACAAAAGAAUUGAUUCUGGAAGAAUUAGAUGCGUGGGGUAAAAGAGGCGUAGAAGGGCAUUGGAGUCAUCCUUAUGGUCGUCCUUGGGCUACCAUGGACGAAAUUGUAAAAGAACCUCUGGCACGGAUCGUAGGAGCCAAACCUGUGGAAGUGUCAGUGAUGAACACGUUGACGACCAACCUUCAUCUCAUGUUGACGGCCUUUUACAGACCUACCGAGACUCGAUACAAGAUAUUGAUUGAACAGAAAGCUUUUCCAUCGGAUCAUUAUGCUGUGGUGUCUCAUCUUCAAACAAGAAACAUCGAUCCUGCGGAUGGACUCGUCACCCUCGGUCCUCGUCCUGGAGAGCAUCUUUUACGCACAGAGGAUGUGGUGGAUGUGAUUCAAAAGGACCCUCACAUUGCUGUCGUCCUGUUAUCCGGAGUACAAUACUAUACAGGACAAUGUUUUGACAUGGAACGCAUCACCCAGGCUGGACAUGAAGCAGGCUGUAUUGUAGGUUGGGAUUUAGCGCAUGCUGUAGGCAACGUUCCCUUGAAGCUGCAUGAGUGGCAGGUGGAUUUUGCCUGUUGGUGUUCUUACAAAUAUCUCAACGCGGGUGCAGGUGCGAUUGGUGGGCUCUUUAUCCAUGAAAAGUACAAGGACGACGACCAAAAGCCUCGUCUGGCCGGUUGGUGGGGCAACGAGAAAGAAAACCGGUUUGAGAUGCGACCCGAGUUUGUGCCCAGUCGAGGUGCGUCUGGCUAUCAGCUCAGCAAUCCUGACAUCUUGAGUGUUACUUCUCUGUAUGGCUCCUUAUCUGUCUUUGACCGUGCAGGAGGCGUGGAAGCACUGCGCAAUAAGAAAUCCGUGGCAUUGACGCAGUAUCUAGAGCAGUUACUACGUGAGGUGUUGAAGCAAGAAUUUGAAAAAGAACAGGUUCGCAUUCUGACUCCUUCCAAUCCCAAAGAACGUGGCUGUCAGCUUUCUCUAGAGUUUCCUACGGAAGGAAAAAUGAUGGAAAUCUUUACAGCUCUUUAUUUGCGAGGCGUGAUUGUGGAUGAGCGUAAACCCACCGUCAUACGAGUCGCACCGACCCCUCUGUACAAUUCCUUUAAAGAUGUUUAUCUGUUUACAAAUCUUUUAAAACAAGUCAUGGAUGAGGUGUAUCGAUAAACAGGACGUUUAUUCUCUUCUUUUUGAAUAGUAGCAAACGAUGAGCAUAAAAGACAAUGAGAGGAUGGAAAGAAAUAUUUAUAUUAUGUAAUAGAAGGGGGAGAGUGGAAAGAAAACAAUUAAUAAAAA